This is a messenger RNA of Chaetomium fimeti, 1659 nucleotides long. RefSeq names its product S-adenosyl-L-methionine-dependent methyltransferase. The record is from RefSeq and is a predicted model, not a curated record. The coding region runs from base 198 to 1160 and encodes 320 amino acids. NCBI's taxonomy places the organism in Eukaryota, Fungi, Ascomycota, Sordariomycetes, Sordariales, Chaetomiaceae. The transcript has 2 exons. Gene Ontology annotation, molecular function: S-adenosylmethionine-dependent methyltransferase activity.
GUCAAGUUGCCCUAUCAGUGUCUGUGGGGUGAUCAAUUACGUCGGAGUGGAGCGGGGCAGUUCGAAACCUUCAACUUCAUUCAUGCCUUACACUCAUCUCAACGGAUCACAGAAAAGUAUCAGGAGAUAAACACCCACACCCCCUGUCUCUCUCCGUCCUCUCUCGCUCUCUCACAAACCCCACACAAUCCUCCACCAUGCCAACCCCUCCACCCCCCCAACACGAACAGAAAUCAGAGGAGCAGCCCUACGCGCCCGGCCACGCCGCCUCGCAAACCCAGCACCACGAGUGGCGCACCGCCGCCAACAGCGCCGCCCACCUCCUCCGCCACCUACCCCAGCCCACCACCACCACCAACCCCCAACAUCCGCAUCCUCCCCACCACCACGGUCACCACAUCCAACUCCUCGACGUCGGCGCCGGCUCCGGCACCAUCUCGGCCUCGCUCGCCCAGCACCUCGCCCCGCUCGGCGGCUCCGUGCUCGCCACCGACAUCUCGGACGACAUCCUCGCGCGCGCCGCCGCCCACGCCGCCGCCGUCGGCGCCAGCGCUAACAUGGCCUUCCGCCGGGCGUCGGUGCGCGCGCUGCCCUUCGCCGACGGCGCGUUUGAUGUCGUGCAUGCGCACCAGGUCCUGUGCCACCUGGCGGCGCCGGUGGAGGCGGUGAGGGAGAUGGUGAGGGUUUGUAAGGGUGGAGGUGGUGAUGGUGGUGGUGGUGGUGAUGGUGGUGGUGAAGGUGGUGGGGGUGGGUUGGUGGCGCUGCGGGAGUCGGAUCUGCACUCGUGGUGUGUCUGGCCCGAGACGGAGGGGCUGCGCAAGUUCCAUGCGCUGAUGGUGGCCACGCUCGUGGCGAACGGGGGCCAGGACCGGGGCGGGCGGCGGUUGCUGUCGUGGGUGCUGGAGGCGGGGGUGGAUAAGGAGGAUGUGGAGGCCGGGUUUGGGGCGUGGUGCUUUAGUACGGAUGGGGAGAAGCGGGUUUGGGGUGAGUCGAUGAUUUCGAGGCUGCGGACCGGGCAGAUGCGGGACAAGGGGCUUGAGAUGGGUAUUACGACCGUCGAGGACAUCGAGGAGAUGAUCAAGGCGUGGGCGGAGUGGAUUGAAACGGAGGGUGCAACGCUGGGGCUCAUGAAUGGCGAAGUAAUUGUGAAAAAGAAAUAAUUACGAUGCUAGGAAGAUGGGAAUGCAAAAGUAUUGGGGUUCCGGGUCAUGGUUUGCGUGGUAUAUUCUCGCCAGCAUAGUUCACUCUCGCGCGGUUGGCUCCAGCAAAGCUCCGGCCGCUUUAAGCAGGCUGGGUGAGCUAGGGGUAGGCCAAAGGAGGUAGCUCACCCUACUCUAUCGGUCGUGCGAGCUCGGGUGAACCGCAGGUGGUAAGGUACUCUAUCACUCCUCUAUCCGAUCAACUCGAGCCGCCGCUAUAUUCUUCAAUUUGAUCUUUGCCUACCAUGGAGAUAUCUGUAUUGUAUUAGCUGUAAAUAUGUCAAGGACCCGGUUACCCGUUGUUGUGCCCAACCCUCAGCUGAAGGGAUUUGAAAAGGUGUUCCUCAAGGCCGGGGAGAGGAAAAGAGCUACCAUGAAGGUGAAGAUGUAGGAUCUAGGGGUGUGGAAUUCAAGGAUGAAAUAUGUCCUUGAACCAGGCGACUUUAUGUUUACUUAUCGU